GGGAGAGGCUCCUGCACCCCGAGGUGCGGGCCGGGGAGGGGGUGCCCCGGGAGUCCCCGCCCCCCGGCCCCGCCCCCGGGAAGGUAAGCGCCACCUCUGGGGUGCGGCCGAGAGUGACCGCCGCGCCCGCCCGGCCGCCGCACUCGGGCUCCCGCCGCCGCUGCCGUCCCGCGCCGGCCCCACCAUGCACUCGCUGUUCAGGAAGAGGAACAAAGGCAAAUACAGCCCCACGGUGCAGACGCGGAGCAUUUCCAACAAGGAGCUGUCGGAGCUGAUCGAGCAGCUGCAGAAAAAUGCGGACCAGGUGGAGAAGAACAUCGUGGACAUGGAGGCCAAGAUGCAGAACGACCUGGCUCGUCUGCAGGGGGGGCGGCAGCCCGAGCACAGGGACGAGGUCCUGCAGAAGGUGUCCGACUCGGAGAAGCUGCUCUACGUGCUGGAGGCGGACUCGGCCAUCGCCAGACACAUGAAGCACCCCCAGGGGGACAUGAUCGCCGAGGACAUCCGCCAGCUGAAGGAGCGCGUCGGUGACCUGCGCCAGAAGCACAAGCAGAUCUACAACCUGGUGGGGAAGGAAGUGGACCCCCAGGUCAACUGGGCAGCGCUGGUGGACGAGAAGCUGGACCAGCUGGGCACGCAGAGCUUCGGGACGGACCUGCCGCUGGUGGAGCACCAGGUGGAGCAGCACAACAUCUUCCACAACGAGGUCAAGGCCAUCGGACCCCACCUGGCCAAGUUGCAGAACAGCGAACUGCAGGCCAAGUACCAGAAGCUGCUGGCAGCCUCGCAGGCCCGGCAGCAGCACCUGAGCUCGCUGCAGGACUACAUGCAGCGCUGCACCAACGAGCUCUACUGGCUGGACCAGCAGGCCAAGGGCCGCAUGCAGUACGACUGGAGCGACCGCAACCUCGACUACCCCAGCCGCCGGCGCCAGUAUGAGAACUUCAUCAACCGGAACCUGGAGGCCAAGGAGGAGAGGAUCAACAAGCUGCACAGCGAGGGGGACCAGCUGCUGGCCGCCGAGCACCCGGGGAGAAACUCCAUCGAGGCGCACAUGGAGGCGGUGCAUGCCGACUGGAAGGAGUACCUGAACCUGCUCAUCUGCGAGGAGAGCCACCUCAAGUUCAUGGAGGAUUACCACCAGUUCCACAAGGACAUGAGGGACGCCCAGGAGCUGCUGCGCAAGGUGGACUCGGACCUGAACCAGAAGUACAGCCCCGACUUCCAGGACCGCUACCAGAUCGAGCUGCUGCUGCGGGGGCUGGACGAGCAGGAGAAGGCGCUGGACAAGUACGAGCAGGUGGUGCGGGGCCUGCAGCAGCGCGGCCAGCAGGUGCUGCCCCUCAAGUACCGCCGGGAGACGCCCCUCAAGCCCGUGCCCGUGGAGGCCCUCUGCGACUUCGAGUGUGACCAGGGCCCCAUCUCCAGAGGCUACAGUUACACGCUGCAGAAGAACCACGGGGAGAGCUGGGACCUGACGGACAGCGCCGGCCACAAGCUGACCGCGCCCGCUGUCUGCUUCAUGAUCCCCCCCACCGACCCCGAGGCGCUGGCGCUGGCAGACAGCCUGGCCGGCCAGUACCGCGCCGUGCGGCAGAAGGCGGCGGGCAGCAGGCGCGCACUGGAGCAGCGGCACGACAUGCUGAAGACCCAGAACCCCGGAGACGCUUCAGACCUGCAAGGGCGGCAGCUGCUGGCCGGCCUGGACAAGGUGGUCAGCGACCUGGACCGGCAGGAGAAGGCCAUCACAGGGGUCCUGCGGCCUCCGCUGGAGCAAGGCCAGGCUGUGCAGGACAGUGCCGAGCGGGCCCAGGCCCUCCAGACCCUGUCGGCCGAGCUGCUGCAGAUGGCGCCCGAGAAGGAGCGCAGCACGGCCGAGUGCGAGGACUUCGUGCGGGCGCUCCCGGGCAGCGGCAGCGCGACCCUGCUGCGGACACGGGUGGACGACACCCACCGCAAAUAUGAGCGCCUGGUGAAGCUGCUGGACGCGGCCCGAGAGAAGGUGGAUGCUGCCCACCGCCUGGAGAAGAGCCUGCAGCAGGGCCGGGAGGUGCUGGCCACCUACGAGAACCAGCUGACCCAGGACGACACGGUGCCCGAGGGCAGCCGCGCCCUGGACAGCAAGAGGCAGGAGCUGGCGGACACCGCCGCCCAGCUGCAGGCGCAGAGCAAGCUCCUGGAGGAGGUCGAGCAGAAGCUGCAGGCCGUGAAGCAGUGCUCGGGCGUGCUGGCCAGCGGCUUCCAGGAGCACUGCCCGGACCUGGAGCGGCAGGAGGCCGAGGUGCACAAGCUGGCCCAGCGCUUCGACAACCUCCGGCAGCAGGUGGCACGCAGGGCCCAGAGCCUGCAGAGCGCCCGGGCUGCAUAUGAGGAGUACUGCAGCGGCCGUGACCACAUGCUCCAGUUCCUGGGCAGCAUCCCCAGCUACGAGCCGCAGGAGACGGACAGCCUCGGCCAGGUGGACACCAAGCUGAAGAACCAGAAGAACCUGCUGGAUGAAAUGGCCAGAAGGGAAGAGGAGGUGCAGAAGGUCUACGGCCAGGCCCAGAUGUACCAGCAAGCCGUCAAGGACUACGAGUUAGAAGCGGAGAAACUCAGGUCUCUUCUUGACUUGGAGAACGGAAGGAACAGCCACAUGAGCAAGAAAGCCAGGCUCCAGUCUCCUGCCACCAAAGUGAAGGAGGAGGAAGCAGCGCUUGCUGCCAAGUUCACUGAAGUCAACGCCAUCAACAGACAGAGGCUGCAGAACCUGGAGUUUGCUCUGACCCUCCUGAAACAGCAGCCCGAGGCAGGCAUGGCCCGUGAGAGCCUGCAGGGUAGCCGGCCGGGCUCCGGCAUGGACGAGACGUGGAAGAUUCAGAAGGAGCUGGAUGAGGAGACGGAGCGGAGGCGGCAGCUGGAGAAGGAGGUGCAGAGCGCCCAGGAGGAGAUCCGGAGCCUGCAGGGCCAGGGCCCGCAGGAGUCGGUGGUGACACAGGAGGUGCUCAAGAAGCUGCCGGACCCCGCGCUGGAGGAGAGCCUGCAGCAGACGCAGCGCAGCCUGGCGGAGGAGCGGCACAAGAACCAGCUGCUGCAGGACGAGCUGGAGGCGCUGCGCCGGCGGCUGCGCGGCCUGGAGCAGGAGGCCAGGGACGGGGGCCAGGAGUACGUGGUCAAAGAGGUGCUGCGCAUCGAGCCCGACCGGGCGCAGGCCGACGAGGUCCUCAAGCUGCGGGAGGAGCUGGAGGAGCUGCGGCGGCAGAAGGGCACCCGCGAGGCCGAGGUGGCGCUCCUGCAGCAGCGCAUCGCGGCGCUGGCGGAGGAGAAGAGCCGGCCACAGGAGAAGGUGACGGAGAAGGAGGUGGUGAAGCUGCAGAACGACCCCCAGCUGGAGGCCGAGUACCGGCAGCUGCAGGAGGAGCAGCAGCGCGAGGGCGCGCUCCGGGAGAAGCACGAGGAGGAGCUGAGCUUCCUGCAGGACAAGCUGCGGCGGCUGGAGAAGGAGCGGGCCAUGGCCGAGGGCAAGAUCACCGUGAAGGAGGUGCUCAAGGUGGAGAAGGACGUGGCGGCCGAGAGGGAGGUGGGCGAGCUCCAGCGCCAGUGCGAGGACGAGGCGGCCAGGACGCGCAGCAGCCAGCGGGAGAAGACGGAGCUGCUGCGGCGGAUCUGGGCCCUGGAGGAGGAGAACGCCAAGGUGGUGGUGCAGGAGAAGGUUCGGGAGAUCGUGCGGCCCGACCCCAAGGCCGAGAGCGAGGUGGCCAACCUCCGCCUGGAGCUGGUGGAGCAGGAGCGCAAGUUCCGGGGGGCCGAGGAGCAGCUCAAGAGCUACCAGGCCGAGCUGGAGGCGCUGCGGCGGCGGGGCCCCCAGGUGGAGGUCAAGGAAGUGACCAAGGAGGUCAUCAAGUACAAGACGGACCCCGACAUGGAGAAGGAGCUGCAGCGGCUGCGGGAGGAGAUUGUGGACAAGACCCGGCUCAUCGAGCGCUGCGACCUGGAGAUCUACCAGCUCAAGCAGGAGAUCCAGGCCCUGAAGGACACCAAGCCCCAGGUGCAGACCAAGGAGGUGGUGCAGGAGAUCCUGCAGUUCCAGGAGGACCCCCAGACCAAGGAGGAAGUGGAGAGCCUGAGGGCGCGGCUGUCAGAGGAGCAGAAGAAGCAGGUGGACCUGGAGCGGGAGCGGCUCUCUCAGGAGGAGAAGAUCAGGCAGAAGGAGGAGGAGCUGUCGCAGGUGCGAGAAAGGGUGGUGCAGCAGGAGGUGGUCCGCUACGAGGAGGAGCCGGACCUGCGCUCCGAGGUGGACGCCUUCACGCAGAGCAUCGACGUGGAGCUGCGGCAGAUUGACACGCUGCGCGGGGAGCUGCGGCGGCUGCAGCGGCGCCGGGCCGAGCUGGAGCGGCAGCUGGAGGAGCUGGAGUGCGAGCGGCAGGCGCGCCGGGAAGCCGAGCUGGAGGUGCAGCAGCUCAAGCAGCGGCUGGCCGACCUGGAGAAGGAGGAGGGGGAGGCCCGCGAGAAGGUGACCCUCAAGCAGAAGGUGGUGCUGCAGCAGGACCCCCAGCAGGCCCGCGAGCACGGGCUGCUCAAGCUGCAGCUGGACGAGGAGCGGCACCGGCGCCAGGUCCUGGAGAGCGAGCUGGAGACCCUGAAGCAGCAGCUGGACCGCCUGGAGAAGAUGGAGGUCAAGGAGAAGGUGGUGUUCUCGGAGAGCGUGCAGGUGGAGAAGGGGGACACGGAGCAGGAGAUCCGCAGGCUCAAGAGCAGCCUGGAGGAGGAGAGCCGCCACAAGCGGGAGCUGGACGCCGAGGUGGGCCGCCUGGAAGCCAGGCUGUCGGAGCUGGAGUUCUCCAACUCCAAGUCGUCAAAGGAGCUGGACUUCCUCCGGGAAGAGAACCACAAGCUCCAGCUGGAGCGGCAGAACCUGCGGCUGGAGACCCAGCGGCUGCAGUCAGAAAUCCAACUGGCCGCCACGGAGACGCGCGACCCGAGGCCCGUGACGGCGGCGGGCGCGGGGCCCCACCUCGACUCCAGAGUGUGGUCCCUGGAGCGGGAACUGGACGACCUCAAGCGGCUCUCCAAGGACAAAGACCUGGAGAUCGACGAGCUGCAGAAGCGCCUGGGCUCGGUGGCCGUGAAGAGGGAGCAGCGCGAGAACCACCUGCGGCGCUCCAUCGUGGUCAUAGACCCCGACACGGGCCGGGAGCUGUGCCCCAAGGAAGCCCACCGCGCCGGGCUCAUCGACUGGAACAUGUUUGUGAAGCUCAGGAGCCAGGAGUGCGACUGGGAGGAGAUCUCAGUGAAGGGUCCCAACGGAGAGUCCUCCGUGAUCCACGACAGGAAGUCUGGCAAGAAGUUCUCCAUCGAAGAGGCCCUGCAGAACGGCAGGCUGACGCCCGCGCAGUAUGACCGCUACGUCAACAAGGAUAUGUCCAUUCAGGAGCUGGCUGUCCUGGUGUCCGGGCAGAAGUAGCGCAGUCCUCCUCCGCUGCCUGGGGAACACUCGCUGCCCUUCAAACUUCCUGGUGUGUCUUCUUCUCCCGGGCCCCAUGAAGGCUCUGGCCUGGAUUAUUCUCCCUCUCCCCCCCGGCCCCUCACCCGACUCCCAUCAGGCUCAAGAUUCGCUCACCGACAAGCCCGAUCGGGAACAGAUAACUCCUCUCGACCAUCCAGCUGGCCAGCGCACGGUGCCCGCCCUCCAACCCCUUUCCCGCCAGCAACCGGGAAGCUACAGCCAAAGACAACAGAGCGCGCACCCUCACAGCUUCCAGUGCCCGCCUACGCCCAGCAGACAAACGCCACGCCCCUUCCUGCCUAUCCCAGCACCCCCUCCCGGGCCACCCACCAGGACGAUGGCUAGGGGUCUGCGUUCCCUCAGAGGGCUCCUUGGUCCCAGGAAAGGCAGAGUGUGGCCCGGUGCAAGAGCGGAGCCGCCUGCCAGCCCUCAGAACAGAGGGGCUGCUUGGCCCCGCCUGCAGUGCCUUACCAGCCCCACUUGGUAUCUUACUGGUAUUUAGGUAAAUUUUGUUUUAUUCACUGAAAUAAUCUUUGGGUUCUCUGGAUCUCAUUUAUGUAUCAUGUAAGAAAUGGGAAAUAAUAGGGAACUAUUUAUAGCACAAAAAUAAACCCCCGGUGGCUUGA
Molecule: messenger RNA, 6111 nt
Organism: Sorex araneus (European shrew)
Lineage: Eukaryota; Metazoa; Chordata; Mammalia; Eulipotyphla; Soricidae
Gene: PPL
Product: periplakin
Exons: 22
Coding region: 185-5443 (1752 amino acids)
Biological process (GO): wound healing; intermediate filament cytoskeleton organization
Cellular component (GO): cytoskeleton; membrane; intermediate filament
Molecular function (GO): cadherin binding; structural molecule activity
Source: RefSeq, a predicted model, not a curated record